This is a messenger RNA of Lachancea nothofagi CBS 11611, 2220 nucleotides long. NCBI's taxonomy places the organism in Eukaryota, Fungi, Ascomycota, Saccharomycetes, Saccharomycetales, Saccharomycetaceae. The record is from the annotation of a GenBank genome assembly.
AUGGCCGCCGCUUCAAUCGAGGAUAUAAAGCUGGAAGACAUUACCGUCGAUGACAUCGAUUUUUCCGAUUUGGAAAAACAGUUCCAAGUGGACUCUGAAGUAAAUUUCGAUAACUUCGUGGUUGUUGAUGGCGCUCCUGUGGCGCCAGAAUCUAAGGUUCCUGUGCUAUCAAAAGUUUUGGGAAAGCUUUUCUCUCAAGCUGGCAAAGUGGUUGAUAUCAACUUGCCGCUAGACGAAGCCAAAAAGACCACCAAAGGAUACUUGUUUGUCGAGUUCGACUCUGCCCUCUCGGCAAGAAAAGCUAUCAAGUUACUCAACGGCAAGAAAUUGGAUGCCAAGCACAGACUAUUUGUGAACGGUCUCAGUGACGUGGAGAAAUUUGGUUCUGAUGACUUCGAGAGUGAGUUCCGCCAGCCAAAGUUGCCAGAGUUCCAAGCUACGGAUUACUUGAAGUCUUGGUUGCAAGACGAACAAGGUAGGGAUCAAUUCGUGCUGCAGAAGGGCGAGUUGACUGGUGUCUUUUGGAAUAGAAAUACCCAGCAGCCUGAAAAUGCUGUUGAGCCAAGAUCAAACUGGUCCAAUACUACCGUCAAGUUUUCUCCAAAGGGUACUUACUUGUUUUCUUUCCACAACCAAGGUGUCGCCUCAUGGGGUGGUAAGAACUUUGAACGUUUGAGAAGAUACUUUCACCCUCAAGCCAAGGCCAUGGCAAUUUCUCCAACUGAAAAGUACUUAGUCACACUUUCCCCAGACCCUAUAUCUGUUCCUCAGGAUGCGGGUGAAGAUUUCCCAUUCGGACCUGAAUCUAACGGUCAUCAAUUGUGUGUCUGGGAUAUUGCCACCGGUGUUUCGGUAAAGACUUUUGCGCUGCCCCCAAAUCAAAGCUUACACUGGCCAAUGAUCAAAUGGUCUUUCGAUGAUAAGUACUGCGCUCGUCUAGGGCCUAACGCGCUGGCUGUUUACGACGCCGAAAACAAUUUCGAAUUGCUCGGCGGGAAGAUAUUAAAGAUUGAAAACAUCAUGGACUUCUCCUUUGCGCCCGCUGGUGUCAAGUUGGCUGUCAACAGAAAUGGCGAACUAUCGUCAGUUCUUGCAUUUUGGACUCCAGAAUCCAAUAAUCAAUCUUGCAAAGCUACUAUAAUGGAAAUUCCAACGAGAAGAGUUUUAAGAACUGUGAACUUAGUUCAAGUUUCUGAUGUCACUCUACACUGGCAAAAGCAAGCCGAAUACUUGUGUGUGAAAGUCGACCGUCACUCCAAGUCAAAGAAGACAUUUUUCACCAACUUGGAAAUUUGCAAGCUUACCGAGAAGGAUGUUCCAGUCGAGAAGGUCGAAAUGAAGGAUCUCGCACUCAAAUUUUCUUGGGAACCUACAGGACAAAGAUUUGUUACCAUUUCAAGAACAGAAACAUUGGAUGACAAUCCUUCCAUUCCUAAAAACGUUGUCACAUUUUAUGCCCCUGAGCAAAAAGAAAAGACUAAAGAUGAUACAAAUGACGAUGCUAAAAAGUGGAAAGCUUUUGCUACUGUUACCGGUAAAUUUUCCAACACCAUUUCUUGGUCUCCAGCUGGUAGAUUUGUCAUUGUGGCCACUUUGGUCACUCCAGACACACGUAAAGCUGAUUUUGACUUUUAUGACUUGGAUUACACUGGUGAAAAGAAUGAAAACACCGAAGAUGAUGUGGCGGCCAACUUGAAAGCUGUUGCUCACCCAGAUUUCUACGGUGCUACUGAUUUGCAAUGGGAUCCAUCUGGCAGAUUUGUAGCCGUCUGGUCCUCUGCUGUGAAACACAAACUCGAAAACGGUUACAAGGUUUUCACUGUCACUGGAGAAGUCAUCAGAGAAGAAAUGAUCGAAAAUUUCAAAAACUUCGUUUGGAGACCAAGACCCGAAUCUUUGCUAACCAAUGGUGAAAGGAAGAAGGUCAGAAAGAAUUUGAGAGAAUGGUCUGCUCAAUUCGAAGAACUGGAUGCUAUGCAAGCUGACAGCGCAAUGAGAGAGCUAAUCUUGCUACGUCGUUCUCUACUCGAAGAGUGGAUCAACUACAGGGAAGAGAGUACUGAAAACAUGCGUGACGCUUACAACUACGAAGUUUUCGAUCAAGUCGAAUUCUCUACCGCCGCGGAAGAUUCCGAGGUUGUUGAGGAAAUCAAAGAAGAAAUUUUGGAGGAAAAAGAAGAAGUCGUUGAUUCUUUCGAGGAGCCAGCAACCUCCGAGUAG